This is a messenger RNA of Camellia sinensis, 1284 nucleotides long. The record is from RefSeq and is a predicted model, not a curated record. NCBI's taxonomy places the organism in Eukaryota, Viridiplantae, Streptophyta, Magnoliopsida, Ericales, Theaceae.
UUCGUUUUCGUCUUCUUGUUCUUGUUUUUUGUUGUUGAUUUGGUUGAUUGAUCAUCAUGGCCAUGGUUUUAUCUAAGCCCUUGAACCCGAAAGCCCAAUCUUGGUAUCCCAAUCCCCUUUACCUUGCGCGCCAUGUCUUUCAGAAACCACCGCCGGAGCUAUUACCCCCGCCGGCACACUGGCUUCCACCACCAUCGCACUACAUGUAUUUCAACUUCUUGCCGACCUACCAUCACCCAAUAAGUUGGUACAAUCUACGGUCUCAGCCACAACCCUUUUCCGCGCAGCCACCACCGUCCUCUCCUCCCACCGCCACCGCCUCAUGCGGUUUUGGGGAAACCGGGGGCAAAUUCAUGCGGGAAAAGAAGAGGCUUGACAGAGGGCGUCCUGGUUUGAGCUAUAGAGGCAGGGUUUGUAGAUAUGGUACUAGUCGUCCUGUUUGGAUGCCUAAAGAAAGCAAGUCAGGUAAGGAUGUUGAUGCUUGUGUCUAUUCGUCUCCUCAUCGUCGUCGUCCACCACCGCCACCACCACCACCACCAUCUUCAGACGAUGUUUCACUCUCUGGGAGGACGACCGUCAUGAUUAAGAACAUACCUUACCAGUACAGGAGGGGAGACAAUUUGGGAUAUGCAUUUGUGAACUUCACAACUGCCAUGGCUGCAACAAAAGUUCAAGGGUUGCUCCAAAACCAUAAGUGGGCUAUCUUUGAAGAUAGCUUCGGCGUUGUUCGACAAUCUAAUAAAAUCUGUGAAAUCAGUUGGGCCCGAAUUCAAGAUCUGGUGAAACAUUUUAGAAACUCGAAUUUCGUUUGCUCAAACUUGGAGUAUUUGCCGGUAGUUCUAUCGCCGCCUCGUGAUGGUACGGCCUCCUUGACUUCGCCGACUACCAUUGGGAGAUGUUUGGAAACAGUCAAUAGAAGGCCCUUGAAGAACUGAACCACCCCGUCGCCUCUUCGUCUCUCUCUCUCUCUCUCUCCCUAUGUAUGGGGAUGUGUGUCUGAGAUGGGGUUGUUGGUUGGAUGUUGUACAUGAUAUGAUUAGUAGUAGUAUAAUAAUUGGAUGAAUGUAGUGUAGGGUAGGUUAAAAUAGUAGGUGUAUGGAGGAGGAGGCUAAUAUGCGCUCAUGUGGAGUAUAUUGAUGAUGAUGAUGUGAUGACCCGUGUUUUCAUUCUCUCCCCGGGUGGGUAUGGCGCAUAGGCAUGGUGGUGAUGGUGGUGUUGUCAAAAUCUCUGGGGUGAAGUGGAAACAUGGGUUUAAUGGUUAGGUUUAGGGUUUGAGUUUUUCAG